Molecule: messenger RNA, 2716 nt
Organism: Pseudoliparis swirei
Lineage: Eukaryota; Metazoa; Chordata; Actinopteri; Perciformes; Liparidae
Gene: caprin1a
Product: cell cycle associated protein 1a
Exons: 17
Coding region: 109-2016 (635 amino acids)
Cellular component (GO): cytoplasm
Molecular function (GO): RNA binding
Source: RefSeq, a predicted model, not a curated record
AGCUCGAGCAUCCUUCCAGAAAAAUACCACUGGAAGUUAAAGACUGCUCUUAUCCAGCUGACGUUAAAUCCGACACAGGAAAUCUCUUUGAAGACAAAGAGUAUAAAGAUGCCUUCAAUGAUGAUUGGCAACAAUGCUGUCCAGUCUGCCAUUCCAGACCUGGGAAAUGGAAAUAAUUCUGAGGCCAUUAAACAGGUUCUUGCUGUGAUUGAUAAGAAAGUUCGCAAUAUGGAAAAGAAAAAGUCCAAACUCGAUGACUGUCAGACAAGGAAGGUUAAUGGAGAACAACUGAAUCAGGAUCAACUGGAUUCCUUGACGAAGUACCAAGAGAUUGCCAACAACCUUGACUUUGCACGAGAACUGCAGAAAAGCUUCCUGGCAUUGGGUCAAGAGAUUCAGAAGGCAGUGAAGAAGACUGCGAGACGGGAGCAGCUGCAGCGGGAGGAGAUGGAUCAUCAGCGGCUGAAGACUGUUUUGGAGUUUCAGUUUGUACUGGACCAGUUGGGAGAUGAGAAUAUCAGACAGGACCUGAAACGACCUGACGCCACUGGUUCCCCAUUGCUCACUGACACUGACCUCACAUCCCUUGAUGAGUUGUACAAACUAGUGGGACCUGAUAGGAACUAUGACGUCAGGUUGACUGGCCAAUAUGAAGAGGCCUCAGUCCACUUGUUGGAACUAUUUGAGGGUCGAGACAAGGCUGUGGCAGGGACCACAUACAAGUCACUGAAGGACACUCUGGACAAAGUGCUGCUGAGUGGUUACUUUGACAGAGCACAAACUCAUCAGAAUGGGACAUGCGUGGAGGAAGAGGAACAAGACGAGCAGACUGUGGGGACUGAGUCUAUGGCUGGGAAGCAGCCAUCAGAACCUGAAGGAACGGCUACGGAAAAAUACAUAGAGCCAAUUCAAGUAGAAACCACAGAGUUUGUAAACAGACAGUUCAUUCCAGAAGCUAUGUACAGUAGUACAGACAAAGUCCAAGUGGAGAAGUGGGCAGUGGAGGCUCAGAUGGUGAAUUCCCUCCAGCACCAGCCCCCUGCCCAGCUGGCUACAGAGCCAGCCGUUACCGUGAACCAUGGCACCCCCCCAACUGCUGCUGACCCAGUGGUCAGGAAGCAGGUUGUGCAUGACCUCAUGGCCCAAAUGCAAGGGACGUACAACUUCAUACAGGACUCCAUGUUGGAUUUUGACGGCCAGGCUCUGGACCCAGCCAUCGUGUCCGCCCAGCCGAUGAAGCCUCUGCAAACUCUUGACCUGCAGCAGAUGGGCUGCCCUUCAACCCACUCAAAGUCCAGACUUCCUCAAACAAGUGCAGUGUCUCCACAGGAAUCCUCACAAGUCUCAAUGUCUCUCUCGUCUGACCAGUCUCCCACCCCAUGUUCCCUGUCCUCUGCUUUCCCACCUGUCUCCAAAUCCACCCAUACUGGAGGCAUCAAUGUCAAUGCCGCACCCUUCCAGUCAGUGCAAGCGGUAUUUAAUCUGAACGCACCUGUACCUCCAGCCACUGAUGGGCAAGCGGAUCCUCUGAAGCAGCCCAGCCAGUUCCCUGGUGGCUACGGUCAGGGCUUCAGCAGCCAAUCGGAGAGUACUGGAGACCAGCCUGACAUCCCACAGGACACAUUACAGUCAGUUGUUGCUGGCUUCCAGCCCCAAGACCACGUCCUGCCCGCAGCAGGAGGCCAUGAAGAGUCCUCUCCAGGCGCAGGCUUUGGACAGCCAGGCCAGUCUUUCUACAACAGCAGGGCCGUGCCCAGGGGGGGGCCCAGGAACGGCCGGGGCAUGAUGAACGGAUAUCGGGGCUCCUCCAAUGGAUUUCGAGGGGGAUAUGAAGGCUAUCGCCCUCCUUUCUCAAAUGCUCCCAGCGGUGGUUAUGGUCAAACCCAAUUCAAUACGUCUCGAGACUAUUCCAACAACACCUACCAACGGGAGGGAUAUCAGCAAAACUACAAGCGGGGAUCGGCCCAAGGACCACGAAGUUUGUCAAGAGGAAAUGCUCAAGCAAUGAGAUCCUAAAGGACCCGAAAGGAUCCUGAGGACCGUCAAGUUGCCCCACGUUUAACAUUCAGGAUUUUUGAAUGUGUUCGCCCCAGCUCACUUUUAUAACAAUGUUCUGUUUCUCAUUGGUCAAAUUAUUUUUUUUACUCUUGGCCUGCUUACCAGAUUCAGCCUGCUUUGGUCUGUCUAGAUCCUCUUAACAUUCUAACACAAAAUGCUGAACUUCUCCACAUGUAGGAUUAUCAGCGAGUCUGUGUGAUAUAAAACAACAUAGAUAUUCCUGUAAACUUGAAAGAUUUCAUUAAUUUAUUUUUUGUACAAAAUAAAUGCAAAAAAUACCCUGCCACUGUCGAUCUGAUUCCAUGAGAAUGAUUUCUUUCUGCCCUGUGCUGUCAGACACUUUCCCCUCUUGAUCUCUUAAUUUUCAAAAAGGCAUUUGUGUUUUCUUUUUUUCUUUUAACCUCUUGCGCCAUCACCUCUUUUUAUGCUGAUGUUAUUGGUUGAGACUGUUUCAAUAAAGUUGUGUUCUAUUACCUACUGUUCAAUGAUGCUUCUAUGCUUCUUUGGUUUGUGAUUGUAGGUUUUAUUUUAAUCCCGUGUUUGUUUAGGAAAAUGCAGAAAGACUUUUAUUGAUAACUUCACAUAUUACACACUGUCAAAGUACAAAGACAUAAAACUAAGUCAUGAAUAAAUAAAUGUUGAAAUGCCUGUACCUUCA